Molecule: messenger RNA, 3533 nt
Organism: Gambusia affinis (western mosquitofish)
Lineage: Eukaryota; Metazoa; Chordata; Actinopteri; Cyprinodontiformes; Poeciliidae
Gene: msx3
Product: muscle segment homeobox 3
Exons: 2
Coding region: 449-1180 (243 amino acids)
Biological process (GO): embryonic morphogenesis; regulation of transcription by RNA polymerase II
Cellular component (GO): nucleus
Molecular function (GO): DNA-binding transcription factor activity, RNA polymerase II-specific; RNA polymerase II transcription regulatory region sequence-specific DNA binding
Source: RefSeq, a predicted model, not a curated record
UAAAAAUCAACGUUAAACUAUGCAAAGAAUAAAAACAAGAACAAGAAGUACAAUAAAAACUGCAGGUCUGAGCUGCUUAGGUCUUUAGUAAAUCAUGGAAAGUUUGCAUCUGCGCCACGUUCCUUGAAUUAGUUAUCUGCCAUCGCUUACAAGUUUUACAACUGUCAAUGCCCACCAACAGUAAGCUAAAAUCAUCAUUCAUCUGUCCUAUCAGAGCGCGCACCAGCAGAGUCACGUGGAAGACUUUUAAUGUCUGAUUCGCCCGCGGUAAGAUGAGAGAGAAACUUCUGGCUCUUCACUGAAGAAAAUGCGAGUCUGUGCGUAAAACUCAGCUUACCAGCGGAUGCGUAGCGUCAGCGGAACCACAACGAUGACACUGAUCUUCAUCAAGUGAACACACGCAAACAUUAAAAAAGCAGCGGGGAGAACGGCGGGGGAAAGUGGUUGCAUGGCACCGCAGUCGUGCGUAAUGAAUCCUGCGCAAGGAUCACCGGCCUUGGACACAUCGCGUCAGGAUACAGCCGCUGGAGAAACUGGAGCCGAGGAGUUAGACAUGGCACCCAGAAGGAGCUGUAAAACCAAAGGUUUCGAGCUGCCUUUCAGUGUGGAAUCCCUCAUAUCGGACAGGACCUCUCCGUGCAGCAGCUCCUGCUCCUCUGACCUUAAGUCAGGCUCCGUCCGCACAGAGGAGACCGAGUGUGCGUCACCGAGAGGGAUCUGUGGGUCCAAACUGGAGGCGGUGGAUCUUAGCGACAAGGAGAGGACCUGGCUCCAGGAUCCAUACCAUGCACACACAGGAAUCCCCAGCCCCACUACGUGCAACCUGCGGAAACACAAGAACAACAGAAAACCCAGGACCCCCUUCACCACAUCCCAGCUGCUCUCUCUGGAGAGGAAGUUCCGUCAGAAACAGUACCUCUCCAUCGCGGAGAGAGCAGAGUUCUCCAGCUCCCUGAACCUCACAGAGACCCAGGUCAAAAUCUGGUUUCAGAACCGCCGAGCCAAAGCCAAGAGACUGCAGGAGGCCGAGCUGGAGAAGAUAAAGCUGGCCGCAAAGCCGCUGCUGCCGGCGUUCGCCUUCCCCUUCCCGCUGAGCGCAGCGCCUCUGUACGGAGCUCGGCCUGCUUUCCCCGUACCCGGACUACUCAGCAGGCCUUACGGGAUGUAUUACUUGUCAUAACUAAAAUCAAGGCGCUACGUUGGAAAAGCGUUAAUCAAAUGUUUUUAGAAAGAAAAUAACAAUGUCACAAAAAAUAUCCUUCCCGAUAAAUCUGUUUUUUUCCUCUUUUCUUUUUUUUAUUUUUAAAGUUCUUGUAAGUUCAAUGGCAUUUAUAUCGUUAUAGUUGGUGUGAGAAAUAUUUUUACAUAUAUAUAUUUUACAAGCGUGGUCUACCUUAUUUGUUUGAAGACAAAUUUGAAAGAGUAAUAGAUUUUAAAGAAAUCACCCUGGAUGACGUUUAUAAAAAGAUUAAUUAUUUUUAGCCCAGCAAACUUGUUUUCCAUAGUGGGCUUUUGCGCAUAUUUUACGCAAAAGAUGAAAAUUAAAUCGCACUCCGCUGUGUUGUAAGCGGUUUAACUUACUAAAAUAAUAAGAAUUCCAAUAGUUGCAGUUACUCUUUUUUUUUUAUUUUGAAAGGCCAACUUGUUCAGGAUUGAGAAUAUUUUUUACAAAGGUAUCCAGACUUGCAUGUUUGACGUUUCAGAGCUUUAGAAAAUGUUUUUCCUGAGGCCGUAACAAAGUACCACGUUUCCUACUUUUUAAAGAACUCUGCUGUCUUAUUUACCCUCGUUAGGAUUAACAAAUUACAUGGAAGUAACCCUAAAACAGAGACUAAAACUGGCAGUGUAGUUGUGCUUUGUGGCUCAUAAAGGCACCACGACCAAUAUAUUUUAACUUCAAGAAUAAAACAAAAAGAACAUUUACAAGUAGGGUCCAAAUCAUGAUUUCCAGUACUGUGGGAAAAUAUUUCUGAACUAUGGAUUGGAAAAAUGGCAGUCUUAAGUAUUCCUUUUUAAGCCUGUAUAAGAAGUGAAGGCCAGAACAUCUCAUCCUCCUUUUUCUUAAUACAAAGACUAAAAAUUGACUAAACAAAUCUGACACCAAACCGGUUGCAGCCGUCAAUAGAACCGGUUUUUAAAAAUAGAGAGAAUCAUUUUAAAGUGAUAUGGAUUUUUUUGUGUUUUGAAAGAUGGUCUACAUUUUAAAACACUGCUGUUAGACCCAAAAUUAUUCACACCCUUUGCCAGAUUAUUUAAAAUUAUUCUCAUUCAUCCAAAAAGUUUGCUCCUGGUUGCAAACGAGACAAGUAUCUCUUAAAACAUGAUAAAACAGAAUAAAAGGAGUAACAAUUUAACAGAAAACUAUUAUGAAAAAAAGGUCUAAUUGAAAAUUAUUUAUAGUCGCUUCUAUAAUCUGUACUGGCAUCAUAGCGUCAAACCCUAUAUAGCUGUUGACCAGUUUCUUGGUUGUUUCUAUUGAUCUUAUGAGGAUUCAUCUUUGGUCUUCUGAGUUUCUCUGUCAGAUUCAAACUUCUGGCCCUAAAAUAUUUAUAUUUUGGAGCUUGGCUGCUCCAAAACAUAAAUAUUAUUUCUAGGCAGAAGAAAAGUGUCCACUAGGGUUAUAUAUAAAUAAUUGAGGACCUAAUUGACUUAACAAGACACACAAGCAUCAAAGCUGAACAGCUGGUAUUAGUACAUACUAUCACAGAUGAGUAACUUUUGACAGAUUUUACUGAAUAUUUAAAGUUGCACUUGAGUUGAAAGGGGUUCAACGUUAAUCUUUUGGGCCCGAGCAAGCACUGCAUGGGGUUCGAACUCAACCUACUAGCUUAAAUAAAUAACUUUUCCCUUUCUCAAUGCCAAAUGGAAGGGCUGCUUUCUUACUUUUCACUAUCUGGGAACAACUUUUGUUUUGUUUUUUUUAAACACACCUUAAACAAUCUGCUGCUGCUAAACAGACUACAAGUAAAACCAUGCAAAAUAAAUAGCCACAGAAAUUUACUCACUUAGAAACUUUCGGAUCAGGUGUGUUAAUAUGUGAUGUGCAACAGCUUGUAUUUUGGAUUUAGAUUUUAUCCUGACUUUAUAACGAUUAGGACAAAAUAGAAAAACAAGCUGAAAAACUGAUCGGGAUAUUGAUAUCUAAAGGGAGUCUGAUUGAUUUUCCAUAAAGUUUGUUUGUUAGCUUUGACACUUGUGGUUAUGAGUGUUUUACUGGUUUUCACAGCAAAAUGUUCCUUAAUUAAUUGCUGUCAUUUCACACAACCACAAUAUAUUCUGAAGUGAAACUUUAACCCAUAAAUCCCUGUCUAUUUCAGCAAUACAAAUGAAACCAUACAUUUUCCUCAUGUUUUAUUUUUCUAAAAAAAAGGGAUUGAUUUCAGAACUUUCAAUUUAGUUUAUAAAAUAUAAUUACAAAUAUUCUGGUUUGCUUUUUUUGCAUCCAUCAAUCCCACUGCAGUCAUUAAUGUACAGUGUAUUUUAUAAGGCUGAGAACACAAUUUGUAUUAAAGUCUAUUAUAAAAAAAUGCAAA